AUGAUUUUACUGUUACUUUCAUUUGCUUUAUCGAUCACCAUGGCACAAUGGGGUCCACCACCGCCGUGGUGGCGAGGUGGCUUUGGAAGACCUUGGCAUCAUCGACAUCAUCACGGACCAUGGGGACCAUGGGGCCCUCCGCCACCGGGCUGGCGCGGUGGGAUGGGUGGAAAGAUGGGCAUGCGAGGAAUGGAUGGGAUGAAUGGGAUGAAUGGGAUGAACGGGAUGAAUGGAAGAGAUGGUAAUCGAGGCAUGGGUGGAUUCGAUGAGAGUCAGAUGAACAACCAGGGAAACAAUGCCGGACAACAGACGAGUUUUCAAAAAGAUCGGCAAUUUGGUGGAGGAGAAAACCAAGGCGGACAGCAACAAAUGAACUGGGGCAAUCAAUGGAAUAACGGCGGUGGACAAGAACAGCCAAACGUUCAACAAUGGAAUAAUAAUCAACAGUCACAGCCGUCUCCUCCAAUGGAAAGACCGAUGUCGACGGGUCGAUUUGACUCAAGAGGACCGCCGGGACUCGAUCAAGCCCCACCCCCACCUCCACCCACUCCACCGCCACCACCAACAAUCCCUGCUUCAUUCACGGUGAGAUCCGGCUUCACUCCACCCCCGCAAGCGUCCGUUCCCGAGAUUCCCCCACCACCCGGAAAA
Molecule: messenger RNA, 651 nt
Organism: Mesorhabditis belari
Lineage: Eukaryota; Metazoa; Nematoda; Chromadorea; Rhabditida; Rhabditidae
Source: the annotation of a GenBank genome assembly